AUGUUCGGUAGAGAGAUUGAGUUCUCUUUGCGAGACAUCCCUCAAAGCUGUGAAGUGCGAGGAGAUGGUAAUUGUCUAUUCCGGACACUCUGCUGGUGGAUCACGGGUGGUAGUGAACGCGAAUACGUACUUCUACGCAAAAAGCUCAUCGCUUUCAUGACUAAAUAUCGCUCGAAAUUUACUAGUUUGCUAAUGAGCCAACAAGAUAUGGAUACUCACCUGAUGAGAAUGGCAGAGGAUGGAGAAUGGGGAACGCAAGUCGAGCUAGCUGCGGCUGCUUGCUGGUUAAAUGUGAACAUCUACACAUUCCUUGAAGGAAAAUGGUUGCGAUAUCGACCUCUGUUUCGAUGGAAAUCGGAUGGCAGUUCGCCAGUUUCUAUGUCACGCAACGAGUGCAAUGAUGAUACGGGAGCCAUCUUUAUAUGCAAUGCCAGCGGCUGCCAUUUCCAACCAGCGGUCAGCGUUGAACCCCGAAUUGUUAAGCGUAGUUUGCGGCCGCGACGGGACCGAGACAUAGUCAAGGAUCCAUCUCCUUUGCGUUCUACUCCCGAGCCACCUUAUGUAUUUAAUGUUGCCGAUGGUCCUGUCUACUCGCUGUCUGCGGUCAUCUGUCAUCAUGGAGAUUCACUAUUGACCGGUUUGUUAUCUGUUUACUACAUUGGUAGCAUGCUGUGUUAUUGA
Cylicostephanus goldi is the source of this 681-nucleotide messenger RNA. Lineage: Eukaryota; Metazoa; Nematoda; Chromadorea; Rhabditida; Strongylidae. The record is from the annotation of a GenBank genome assembly.